GGGAGCCAGCGCCCUUCCGACCAAUGGCCCGUGCGCAUGGCCAGUGAGUGGCACAGGACGGACCAAUAAGAGCGCGCGGAGCCUUGAGUGACGCGCGGCCCGGCCUAUGGGCGGCUGCCGGGGCGCGGUGGCCGUAGUGCGAACCAUGGGAGGCGGCUGGUGGUGGGCUCGGGCCGCCCGCCUGGCCCGGCUCCGCUUCCGGGGGCCGCUGCUGCCGCCUCCGCGGCCCCGGAGCGGGGGCACCCGGGGGUCCUUCGCCCCCGGCCACAGUCCGCGCGCCGGGUCUUCGCCGCCGCCGAUGUCCGAGCUGGACCGCGCGGACGCCUGGCUCCUCCGGAAGGCGCAUGAGACAGCCUUCCUCUCCUGGUUCCGAAAUGGCCUCCUGGCCUCAGGCAUUGGGGUCAUCUCCUUCAUGCAGAGCGACAUGGGCCGGGAAGCCGCCUACGGUUUCUUCCUCCUGGGCGGCCUGUGCGUGGUGUGGGGCGGCGCCUCGUACGUGGUGGGCCUGGCUGCGCUGCGGGGCCCCAUGCAGCUGUCCCUGGGCGGCGCGGCGGCGGGCGUGGCAGCCGUGCUGGCCGCGGGGUUGCUCUGGGCCUGUGCUGUGGGCCUCUACAUGGGCCAGCUGGAGCUGGACGUGGAGCUGGUGCCCGAGGACGAUGGGACGGCGCCCGCCGAGGGCCCGGACGACGGGGGGCGGCCGCCCCCGGAGUGAGCACGGGCCUGAGACAUUAAAGCUGCCC
Suncus etruscus (white-toothed pygmy shrew) is the source of this 740-nucleotide messenger RNA. It is a transcript of the gene TMEM160, whose product is annotated as transmembrane protein 160. NCBI's taxonomy places the organism in Eukaryota, Metazoa, Chordata, Mammalia, Eulipotyphla, Soricidae. The coding region runs from base 107 to 712 and encodes 201 amino acids. The transcript is spliced from 3 exons. The record is from RefSeq and is a predicted model, not a curated record.